UCAGGAUUAUGUCUUACUUGUUUAUAAGCAACAAAAACAAAUGUACCAGUUAGGUCAGACUGUCAUACACCUUAUAAACAUGAGGGAGAGUAGAUAAGCAUGUGGGUAUAUCUUACUUAAUGUUUACCUUUUUCUACAGAUAUCUUGAGGAACGAAAAAAAAAGGGGAAAAAAAAGAUAGUGUUGAGAGAUUAGGGGAUCUCUGUGUGAAGCGUGGGGCCAAGCUGUGUCAGGAAGUCGACAAGCAUCCUAGGGCUAACACCAAGGCAGUCCUGGUCCCAGCCCUUCACAGGAGACACUCUUGUAAGCCCUGCAGUCCUGACAGGAGACACGAUUUUAUGUAGGGGACCGUAAGUCAGAAGAUAUAGCAGUCACUGAGUCCUAUAACAGGAGACACACCUCUCCGGUCCUGACACAAGAUCUGUAGUAACAAAUGACAGUUCCUGAGUGACACCACCUCAUACCAUGAAUACGGCAUGUCACACACAGUUGCCAUCCUCUCGCUGAUUAGCCCUGCACACAGGUGUGAUUCUGACAGGUGAUCUCGUUCCAUACCUGAAUUUGGAGAGAAAUUGUUCCACGCAGGUAGUGAUUUCGUGUUUUUUUACCUGGAUUUGUUUGCGAUCCACACUUUUUACAGGUGAUCUACGCUAUAACAAGGAUUGAUUGCUAUCUUUCAAUUAUUGCGGAAUUAAGAGCUCAGCAUGUGAAAAACAAACCACUGUGAAUGAAUUUAGAAGUUUGAAUGGGACCUGGAGUUGUGACUCAUUAAGGAGGCCGGGAAAUGGAUAUGUAACCAUAGGCCUCAGCUGGAAGUGGAUUUAAAAGCUGAAACCUGAUAACAAGACAAAAUGUGUGUGGCGAGACUUCGUUUGAACCGGUGUUGUCGCUCCCUCCAGCAGCUCUUCGUUGUCAUGGUAAUUUUGGCUAGUUUCUCCACCCUGCUCACCUUUCAAAUUGGGACUUACUUACCCUGGACAGAUUCAAAGGAUGUGAGUGUCCGUGACCCCCAACCCCCUGGGCCAGACAUUCACCGCAGGAUCGGUAACGCGCCCCGCCCUCGACAACGACAGAUGGAGGAUCACCACAACCAUCGACAUCUGUCCCAGGCAUCCAAGUCUGCACAGAUUCUCGCCAAACUUCUACAGAUAGAGGACCAGUUGGUGGCUAUUUCACAUCGACGGAGGGUUUUGGUGCUGGGGUCCAAUCAGAGUUUUGCCCGAGAGGGUGAUACCCUCAGGCGAUCUUUUAUGGAAAAUGACCUCAAAAUGGUUGCCAAAAUUGAGAGGCCUGGGGCAGAGCUGUCAGACCUGGAGAAGGACACGGCCCUAGCCAGGGAGUGGUCAAUGAUCUGGUGUCUCUCACACAAUUGUUCCUCAAAUAUACUUCGACACAUUUACCAACUGGUGAACUGGAUACCUGCUGUUGCUAGACAGUUGAUGUCACCGUCCAAACUGUGCCUUGCCCAGACCUCGCUACAAAAUGUCCUUGAAGAGCCGUCCCCAUACAGUUUCUGUAACGUACUGUCUGACUCCAAAACUUUGCCCCAGUCUCCACGGUACCCCAGCCACACCCUCCAGUACGCCAUCAAGCCACCACGGUCCAAACUGGAAGAUGUGGUGGUCACCAAAUUACUGCAUCAAAAACAGUUACAUCUAGAGAAAGACGCGGUAGUAUGGACAUCGCCCCGAGGGUUUCUGUCGCUCGGCAACCACACCCUGGUCGUACGACUAUCAGUCUUAGUGUCCUCGCUGUCCCCACUCCGGGUAUAUCUCCACCCUACAGGGUCACGUCUGGGACACCAGUCAGCCAAGGAGUACAACACCAUACUGACUGUUCGAAGAGCCAUCAUACAAGAGUAUAGUCAUCGAGCGGCCACCAGGUGGUGGCUCAAUCUUCAACACAAGCUGGUGGCUCUCCUCCUCACAACAGAACUCGAUACACACGCAGGAAAUGACUCCGAGGCUUGUGGAUGCCCGAGGUGUUCCCAGCUACUAGAUGUUGAUUUGGUGUUUACCACAGACUUCCAGACCAUUGUUCUACAGGUGUCCUUGCCAGAGUUCACACCCAGCCGUACUGAUGUGUUGGAGGACACAGUUGCGAUGAUGACCUCUGUGGACCUCAUUGCUAUGGACGUUGCUACUGUGCUGGACGAAGUCGGACAGGACGUAUACCUAGCCAAUCAGGACUGUCCAGGAAGUUUUGGAGUGUGUCUGACUGACCAUGACCUUGUCUAUCUACUGGACAACAAACAAGAGUUUCGGGCACCCACCCAGUUUCUCAAGAUUUAUCCUCACCUAAAAUCUAGUCAGUAUGCAGGUUUAAUCAACAAACUACGUCAGACCUCCAUACAGUCCAGAUCUGCUUCACUGCACGCGCUCAGUGGUGUAGAACUCUCGACCAAUGACAGGCAGCAAACAUGUCACAUGACCUUUGACCUUCACUCCCUAUUGACCAGUAUGGAGAAGAGCUAUCUGGCGGACAGGAGUGACCAAGGGCCAGUGUUGGAAGAAAAAGUCAUGCAAAGGCCUGGAGCCCAAGUACAGCCCCCGUUAGAGAAGGCCCCUACAGUAAAGAGACCUGCACAGCUAGAAUGUAGUAAUGAUCCAAGAGAUGCUCCUUACCUGUCCAGCAUCAAAACCAACCCAGAAAUUUCACUUACGCCAACCUUUGACCCCAGUCACCUAACCUAUCAGGCCGAAGUGGACUAUGAAACUUUCCUGUUAGGUGUAACUGCCAGAGCUAGGAGUUGUAAAUACGAGGCGAGAAUAGACUCCAGUUAUAGUGCAGCAAAGAUGACCAACUACACCCUGGGAGUGGGAGAAAAUGUACUUCAUGUGAUGAUAGUGGACCCUGUCCACCCCCUGUCCUUGGUGGUCAGUACCUACACCAUCACCAUCAGACGACGUGCUGCAGAUUUCUACUUACCUAAGUACUCCAACAGCUUGCCACUGCUCACCUGUACUCUCAAACAGGACUGCAGCCUGCGCUUUGACCCAUCACAGCCGUGCGGCAUACAGCCAGUUACAGGGAAGGUCCAACAGUGGUCAUCAUUUGUAGAGAUGUCCAGCCACCUGCCUCAAUGUGGGGACACGGACAACCCAUUGUGGUAUGUACCAUGUGAGAGCUGUGGAAGGAUGGCCAGUUGUCACUGGAAACAGGCACGCUGGCAGACAUCUUCUUGCACGUCCAAGAUCCUGAGCGUUCCCCAGGUACAGAAGUGUUUGGCGGGGAGGAAGCUACUGUUUAUCGGAGACUCCACGAACCGCGGGAUCCUCCACUACAUUCUAGAGCGUAUCAACGGCUCCCUCACACAGUGGGACAAAACACACAAUCUCAAAAUAUACCGCAACGUCAACCACAACAGCACGGUCCUCAGCUUUGCUUACUACCCACAGUUCUGGCUGCCGACAGAUCACAGACCUGCGUUUGAUAAGGCUGUGUACCAACUCAUAAGAUGGACCAUGCCGUUGGAGAACACGACCAACACAGUACUGGUGGUAGGAGGAGUACACUGGCUCGGCAAAUACCACCUCUCCCUCAUACUCAAGGCCCUCAACAGGGAGAGGCUGACUGGAAUCCGACUUGUCAUGAAGGGACUGGGCGCUGGGUUCCAUCAGCUUGUUAACGGAGUUCGCUUUGCACCAAUGGAUGAACAGCAGCGUCUGCUGGGCCAGGAACGCGAGACUGCAGACUUUGCCGCCCAGCAUGGGUUUGGGGUGGUACCCACUUACAACAUGACGAUGGCUCGCUAUAAGGACUUCCUCCAGGGCAAGUGUGCCUGCCACUUCCAUAAGAUAACAGAGAAGUAUGCUACCCCGACAGAUGAUGUGCCCUCUUACCAUGUGGAAGGUGAUAUAAACAGAUUAUACUCGGAGCUCGUCAUCAACCAAAUCUGUCAGCGCCGGGCACCAGACUGAGUUAAUCGGACAUCCUAACACACCUCAUACUAACUCAGAUCUGGAGUUGUCUGCUCCUUUCUUCCCCAGACACGAGUACUCCACAAAGACAUCCCAGGGAACUUCUCUGUUUGUUUAUGAAAAGGGCAUUGACCUAGAGUUUGGUGUCGCUUACCAGGGAGCACUGGGAAAUAUCCAUGAGGCCACCUGCAUUCAAUGCAGUGACAGAUUUGCCAGAAUUUUGUCCUGCAAAAAUGCUUUUUUGCAUCAAUGAACAAGGCCACUAGUUCGACGGAAGAGGGGAGAUAAUUCACUACUUUGAAACCCUCAGCUAGCUCAACACUUUGGACUUUACCAAAUUAUUUUGCAUUAUACUUAAUUAUCAUUUCAAACAUCUCCGCACUUGCAAAAUCUAAAGUUUGACAAUUGAUUGAGAAAUAUUUUGUAUAGUUCUCGGCAGAUAUUUAUAGAAUCUCUACCUCUUAUCUAGCUAGUCACUGAAAAGUAAUGGAAAUUCUUGUUUUAAUGGUUUUCUUCAAUAUUAUUUUCAAGUUUAACCUUCUUUACACCAGAAAAAAUGCACGCCCAAACUGGGGGUUUGUUCCCUGGACCCUUCAAACUCUAGACAGACUCUGCCAAUUGAGCUAACUGGUUGCCGACUAUCGACCCAGUCCAGUACGGCUACAAUUGUAUUAAAUGUUAGAUAAAACCAUAUUAUUCAUACACCUCACCUGUCCCAAUUAGAGCUGACGAUCAGAUGCCAUGGUGAAAUGUUUCUUAUAUACCAGACUAGGACCUUCAUGAAAAUUGUUCAGUGGGACAAACAAUCCUAGAGGCCAUAAAAUGGGACCAAAGUAUAAACUUAAGGUGAUGAAUUUGUCAAAAAUCUGAAUUAUAAUUGUUAAUGCUAUGAUCCUUUUAUUCAUAUUUAUGUCUAGAAAUGUACAUCAGGAUUGUUUUAAACAAUUACUAGUUUGUUAAAAUUGUAGACCUUGGGUAAAAAAGAAAAACUUCACCCAAGUGCAGAAAAUUUAAAGGUUUAAAAUGGUCAUUACAACAAUUUUCACAUUUUUUGUGUAUUACGCAGAGAAAUAAAGCCGGUUUGAUAUGCAGUUAUGCUAAGAGGUCAAAGUUCAUCAUUGGCUAUGAUAAGUUUUUGGCAGAGUUUAUAAUGUAAUGAUUGAGUGAUACACUUGUUUUACUGAUUGUGGUGUUGGUAUUAUCAAUUCAAUUACACUUCAUAAUUAAUAAUUAUAGACUACAGGGCAGCUUGUUAUUGCAAAUACAUGGGUUUUUGGUAACUGGAGGUUUCCAUUACUUCCCUAUCCCAGUGUUUAUUUGUUUUUGAAAUUAUGUUCUUACAAUUUUAUUAUCUAAUUUUUAAACCCCAUUGGAACUUCUCCAGAACAAGAGUAGAUCUUCCUCUCUAAUUUCAGUUAUCAUUACUUGUAAGGAAGCGAUAUACAUCUACAUACAGGGUAAAUCAUAAGCACUAAAUUAACGUCUAUGCAGAAACCUAGCGAGUUUGAUGAGAUUACAUGUAGUCAAGUUUGUAACAAUAUCAAUGGCAAUUUUAUUCAUAUUAAUCAUGUUAGGUAAUUUAAGUUUGAAAAUAUUCAAAGUGCUAUAUCGUUGUUCUUCCCGUUGUUAUGAAAAUGUGAUUUAAAUUGUCAAUGCAUGACAUAUUUUUGUAUCAACAAUAUUUUUAAACAAUACCCUGUUGUUAUGAUUAAAAACAGGGUUAUGUGUAACGGUGCAUGACAUAGUUUUGUAUCAAUGAUAUUUUUAAAAGUGCAUUUACUUUUUUCAUUCUACAUGUUUUUUACAUGAUAAAUAAUAUCAUUUCGAAAUGUUAGUUAUCUGUUGUGUUAUUAUCUAUGCAAAACUGUUAACCGCAUGUAUUAAUCACAUGUUUGUCGUUUUGUUCAGUAAAUAUGUAAUAUAAAUAAUGCAUUGAGCUGUUGUAGCAAUGACAAUGAUAUAAUGACACAGACUUCGAGAUUUUGCUGUCAUAAUUUAGACAAUGCAAAUGGGAGUCAAAAUGGCAACAUUUUAAACUUUAAGAAUGAUCAAGUGAUAUAAUGGAUUGAAAGCUGUUCUAUAUGGCAUUUCUAAAAUUUAGUCAAUCUUUUUUCAUAAACCUCCUACGAAAUGAAAACUGGUGAAUGAUCCUUAUAUAUUUAUAUCUACAUAUUGUUUAUUACAAUUUAACGGAUGUAUAAUUUGUGCCCGAUCAACUUGACCUUAUACUACAACGCACAAAGUUGAUAUUGUACAUAUAUAUACGUGAAAUUGUGAUUUCAUCAUAGAAAUCACAUUUAAGAUCAUGUCAACCAAAGAUGUUUUAAUCUGAAAUCUAGUCACCUUGUUAUAAUGUUUAUGCAUAUCAAUGUAUAAUGUAUUGAUGUAAAUAACUUUAACUUAUUGUUAUAAAAUUUGUUUAUUGGUCAAGCUCAAGACCAAAACCUGCUAAAGUCAAAACUAGUGUGAGAAAUACCUGUCUUUACUCAAACAGGUGCUCUGGUUCCAGCCAUUGCCUUAUACAGUUUAAGUAUGGUCACUUCCGGAUUUUGACAGCUGAAAUGGUCAGAAAAACAUGUUUUCAUUUUAUGCCACCUUCCGGUUAACUCGUUCACCCCUGAAAUUUCAUAAUGAACUAUUCCAACCUUUUAAUUGGAAGGGCUCAAAUGUGUCGUCAGGGGUGAAGGAGUUAAUAUUACAUUUCCCUCCGACAAAUGAGAAGUACCAGUUAUAUGAAGUGAAAUCUACUGCAUAAGCUAAUUAAUAUAAAGUAAAUCUGAAAAUUGAUUAAGAUGUGUUGAACAUUGACAGGUAGUACCUCUACUCUAUACUGGUUGUUGGAUGGUGUCAUGGAUAACGCAGUCGCCUUUCACCAACCCAGCUGGGGUUGGAUUUCAGACGUGAAAAGGUAUGGGGUCACCUGCCCAGCCAUGUGGGUUUUCUCCGGGUACUCCGGUUUACCUCCCACAU
Messenger RNA from Mizuhopecten yessoensis (Yesso scallop), 6889 nucleotides. Its product is annotated as cadherin-like and PC-esterase domain-containing protein 1. The transcript has 22 exons. The record is from RefSeq and is a predicted model, not a curated record. The coding region runs from base 851 to 3919 and encodes 1022 amino acids. Lineage: Eukaryota; Metazoa; Mollusca; Bivalvia; Pectinida; Pectinidae.